Solenopsis invicta (red fire ant) is the source of this 5319-nucleotide messenger RNA. RefSeq lists its product as uncharacterized. Gene Ontology annotation, biological process: protein phosphorylation. The record is from RefSeq and is a predicted model, not a curated record. NCBI's taxonomy places the organism in Eukaryota, Metazoa, Arthropoda, Insecta, Hymenoptera, Formicidae. Gene Ontology annotation, molecular function: protein tyrosine kinase activity; ATP binding; protein binding. The transcript has 5 exons. Bases 374 to 4783 code for a protein of 1469 amino acids.
CAAGAAGAACAAACCUCCUCUUGUUUCUUCAGCUGUGACCGUUACGUUUUUAGGUUAGAACGCGACUAUUCAGAGAAUUUAUAUUGUGCUGGAAAAUCAUCGAGUGAAAGUACUUACUGGUUGGAAUUUCGAUGGAGCAAAGGGCUGACAAUAUCACUCCCGAGCGCUCUAAAACAGUCAGUAUUCUCGAAAACGUCUCGUGAAAAAUUUCAGCUGUGAUUUCGGUUGUUCAACGGAUGAUUUUCUUGCGUCGACGCUUCUCGGACAAAAAAAUAUCAAAAGUGGAAUUCACAGGAUUCCAUAUAUGUUGAAGAUAUCCACACAUCUCUGAGUAUCAAAUAUUUUAUUGAAAAACAAAGAAAAUAUAACAACUAUGGCGGACGAAGAAGGCACAGAGUGGCUUCAAGAAUUACUUCACGAUGUGCAGCUUUCCCAGUUCUUCACGAGAAUUCGAGACGAUCUGCAGAUCACUCGUCUGCAUCACUUUGAUUACGUUCAAGCGGAGGAUUUAGAGAAGAUUGGUCUGGGCAAGCCUGGCGUCAGACGUCUACAGGAUGCGGUGAAGAAGAAACGAAAUGCUCAGUGGAAAAAGAAUUUAAUUACUAAAAUUAAACCUGGUGGUAGCGGUAAAAAUAACAAGCGAUUCUCACAGCCCAUUGAAGCUUCCUCAGUGCUAACAUGUCUCAUACAAGACAAAGAUGUGACACUAUCUGUUAAAUUGGGCGACGGAAGUUUUGGUGUGGUAAGAAGAGGAGAGUGGACUUCUCCCUCGGGACGAACUCUACCCGUCGCUGUAAAGGUUCUCAAAGCGGAUGCUCUUACUCAGCCAAAUGUAAUAGAGGACUUUGUCUCAGAAGUUCAGGCAAUGCAUACUUUGGAUCAUCAUAAUCUCAUUAGGUUGUACGGCGUGGUGCUAUCGCAGCCGAUGAUGAUGGUGACCGAACUUGCGCCCUUAGGCGCACUACUUGACUACCUGCGACAGCAAUGCGGCAGAAUCUCAAUUCUCACGCUCUGUAAUUACGCACUGCAGGUUGCCACAGGUAUGGCGUAUUUAGAAGCAAAGCGCUUUCUUCAUCGCGAUUUAGCAUGCAGAAAUGUCUUGUUAAGUACUAUUGACAAGAUCAAAAUUGGCGACUUUGGUUUAAUGAGAGCGCUUCCUCAACAGGAAGAUUGCUAUGUCAUGACGGAACAUAAAAAAGUACCUUUUCCCUGGUGUGCACCCGAAUCCCUCAAGGCUCGUCACUUUAGUCAUGCGUCGGACGUCUGGAUGUUCGGUGUGACGCUGUGGGAGAUGCUGACUUUUGGCGAGGAGCCUUGGUUAGGCUUGAAUGGCUCUGAGAUCUUGCGUAAAAUUGAUCGUGAAGGUGAGCGACUUUACGAACCAGAAGCAAUGCCGCCGUACAUGUACAAGUUAAUGCUUCAUUGCUGGGCGAGAGAACCCUCAGAGAGACCAACUUUUGCAUCGUUGAAGGAAUCGUUGACCGGCAUGGUGCCAUCCGUAAUGAAAGCUUUGACCGCUUUUGAAGAGACUGGCAAGAUGUCGAUUGAACCCGGAGAUCAGAUUGUGAUCAUUGACGGACGAUCCGAGAACUAUUGGUGGAAGGGUCAGAAUCAGCGAACUUUUCAAAUAGGACAUUUUCCGCGUUGUCUGGUCGAUCCGAUGCGUCGAAAGCAGCCAGAGGAUAUCAGCAAACCAUUGGAGAACUCUUUUAUUCAUACGGGACAUGGAGCGCCCUUUGGCAAGAGCUGGGGCAGCCCCGUUUACAUCGACGAUGUAUAUUUAAGAAACCCAAUGGAUCCUCCUGAUGUGUUGGUAGCAGCUGCAGUUGAUAAUCAAACGAAAAAAAAAUUUCCUUGUGGCACUCCGCGUACCAGAAAACAAUUCAAUUAUACAAAAUUACACAACGAUGCCAGGUCGAGUCCUAUCAGGGUCUUACAUGCGUCAUCGGCCUCUACUAGUCAGGAGGAUACCUUGAUCGAUUUAUGUGCCGAGGAAUCUGCGAUUGUGCACGAUCAGAAGGUCGCUUGUAAGCGCGUGGUUAAUAUUUUGGAUGAACUUAUUGAUGACGAGACAGUCUCUUGGCAAGAUAAGGAAAGCAGAACAUAUGUCAAUUUUCCUGAUAACAUGCAUUCCGCGUAUUCCGAUCCCUUUGAUACUUCUGCGAUAUUUAUGAAGCCGCCACAUUCACGAUAUUAUAGUCAUGUGCCUACCGAUGCCGCUAAUCACUAUCUGAAGACACAGACGUAUGGAAAUGUGAAUGAUCAGGAAGGAGGUGAUAACGCUCGAAAUACUGUGAAUUCUUUCAUCCUUGAUUCUACUGAUACAGAGGAAACUCAACAAUACUCGAUGAAUUUGAACAAGGAAUACCAACAAGAUGGAUUAAAUUUGAACAUAAAUGUGGGAGGUGACGAUGUUACGAAUCAUUAUAGUGAAAUAGAUAAGAUUAGCCCAUCUGGAUCGAACUGGUCUACUUGGCCAGAGGAUCUACGAAAUACUUCUACCGCACAGACAUAUGUUAAUGUUUCCAACAAUAGAUCCACAUCAUUGUUUUCUGUUCCUACUUCGUCUUCUCCGCCUCCUCCUCCUUCUCUCGGUCCAAACGUGAGCCCGCCGAAACUUAAGUCCAAUUGUGAGUUUAUACAGAGCAUGAACGAUUUAUCCUUGAACGCUAUUCCCGAUCAUCAAGAGGUUGCUGCUGUUGUGAAGAAGCUGGAUCCAGUCUUUUUGGCCGAGUUGGAGAAGCAUUUGGGUGAAAAGGAGGCGACCAAGAACACGAAUGCCAGCAACGAAAAACAUCAGCAAUCGGAAAUUGUUUCUGCGAAUUAUCUGCAUUACUCGUCAUUGCAGAAACUGCAACAGAAUUCGAUGUUUAUUCAACAGUUUUCAACGACGGAGGACGCUGUCAAGCCUGUAUCGAUUAUUCCGGCAUUGAAGCCUCCACCGCAGGGAAAACCGAAAUCGCCAAUAGCAACAAUGGAUCGUCGAACAAACACUUCAUCGAUAUCAUUGGACAACAUGCAGAACUCUUGGAAACCGAAAAGUACAAAUAUUAAAAAACCGGGGUUCCAGAAUGACCAAAGCGUAUCGAAAUUGACCACUGAGACUAUAGUGAGCCAAAUUUGGCAACAAACGCAAGCUCUGUCUCAGCAGCCGGUUUGCCUUGCCAAUUUGGCUUCUAACCAAAUAUUGAUGCCCGUUUCAGUGACUCAAGCAAGCGUUAAUCGGUUUCAAGAGAGCGCUAGCAAUAAUGCUUCCGAUAGUAGUGUAAGUGAUCAAAAUCAGUGUGGCUCCUGCGAUAUUAUCAAAGCGACUACUUGUUUACAAACACAAACUUGUUCAUUGAAUCAGAAUUAUUCUCAAAACACGUUGGCUAAUCACGAUAAUAUCAAUUUGCUCGAAGGAACCUCUGAUAACAUUACCGAUGGUAACGCGACUGAAACUCAACACGGAUCUUGCAACGUUGCCAAGGCUAUGUUCAACCAAACACAAGUAUGCUCGUCGAAUAAUCAGAGUUAUCUUCAGAAUUCAUUGGGCAUUGAUCAAGAUGUUUUCAAUUUGCAACAGGUUGCUAUUAAUAAAGUUGCCUCUAAUGCCAAAAAAUAUUCUCAAUGCGAUGAUACUAGUAUUCCUAAAGCAAGUCAAAUACAGGCUUGUUCGUUAACCAACGGGAGCCAGAAUCAUUUUCACAAUAUUGGUUUUAAUUCACUUCAAGCGACCGCCGAUCAUAUCUCUGAUAAAAACAUGAGCGAUUUCUCCCAGCACGGGCAUUGCAAUAUCUCUAAGGCUGCUUCUAAUCAAACACAGAUUUAUUCGUCCAGUCAGAAUUAUGCACCGAGUGUGGCACCGGUUUUUCGUCCAAGCAACUUUGCAUCGCCUCAAACUUGUUUUCAAAGCGCAACCAUGUUGUUCAGCACAAGUAAUACUUACGGAAUUACUCAUAUACAGAACGAUUUGCAGCAAUCACCACAUUUGAAGCCUACUACACUCUUAUCUGAACAAGUGUACGCCGAAUUGCGCCAAACGGUUCCUAAUCUAGAGCAGCUGUCACAAAACGAAUUUAAUACACUCUACAAUAAAACUGUUCGUCAGAACAUUCUCCGAAAUUAUUAUUCUAAUAAUUUGAGCAGUGAGCCCAGUCAAAAUUACGCUCAGAUUGCUGACAACCAACAGCAACAAAAGAGUAUCAUCGACAAGAAUCAAUCUGUUCAAGAAUACGAUUGCGACUUUAGCUCUUAUCUGAAACAGCCGCCGACUUAUAAUCCUCCGCCACCUCCUCCUUCGACUCGAAGCCUGCUUAAUUCUGGUCAGAACGAUUAUGUACAGAGUCCCGCAAGCAAGUGUAACCUGAGUGGACUCUCCAAUUCACUACAAGCUGAGGCUUCUACGUCGACUAGAAAUGCAUUAACGACGCUGAAUGAUUUUGCUGCUGCUAAGGUGAAUCUGUUACAAAUAAAUCAACACUCAAUUGGCACUAGUCCACCACUCACCGCAGCCUCUCAGCAAUUGGUGAUGUCAUUGAAUGACGAAUUUAGAGCUAGUAAAGUUAUGAAGGUGCAGAAAGAGACUACAGACGCAUCGCAGCAGGAGAUAUUAGCCGCGCUACAGGCAACUGGUUGGGACACGAAUCAAGCCACUAAGCAAAUUACAAAGGACAGGCAGGCCAAACUUGAGAGUCUUAUGAAAUUGGAAUUGGCUACUAAACAACAAUGCGAGGACGUUCUAAAACAGACCAAGUACGACGUGGAAGUAGCAGCUUCGUUGUUACUUGAUCAGGUCAGAUGAGAAAUGACUGCAGUUGAUCUCCCGAUGUCUUCUAUGAUACAACUGUAAUUCAUGCGUGUUUAUUUAUAAAUAAAAGUUACGAAAGAAACAACCGAUUAUGCUCAAGAAAUGAAGAUUGAAGAUAACUGCGAAGAUAAUUGUGAACGAAUUCUCAUUCUGUUCAUAAUUUACAGCUGGACAGUGUUAGCUAUUGAGACGAAACAAAAACUGUUAUUGCGUAUAAUUAAUAGUGAUACUGAUAAAGAUAUCUCCAAUGACAUUACUUUUAAGACGUAACGAAUAUAGUUCUAAAACUGUGAUAUGUUAUUGGUUUUUAUCUGGAUUUCAUCCUACAAAUGAACUUCUAUGAUUUUCGCAAUAAGAAAUUGCGUUUUGAGAUUAAGAAGUAUAAUAUCUAAUUAUGUACAAAAAGCAUACGCUUCCCUUUCUCUUUUGCUCUUCUCCUCCUCUCCCUGAAUAAUUAAUUUAAUUUUCAAGAUGUAUUACACUUAUUUUUAAAAUAAUGAAAAAAUUAUAAUAAAAAGAAGUAUUCUAAA